Acinonyx jubatus (cheetah) is the source of this 2270-nucleotide messenger RNA. RefSeq names its product family with sequence similarity 83 member D (gene SACK1D). NCBI's taxonomy places the organism in Eukaryota, Metazoa, Chordata, Mammalia, Carnivora, Felidae. The transcript has 4 exons. Gene Ontology annotation, cellular component: cytosol; mitotic spindle pole. Bases 68 to 1828 code for a protein of 586 amino acids. Gene Ontology annotation, biological process: regulation of TOR signaling; protein localization to mitotic spindle; positive regulation of cell cycle G1/S phase transition. The record is from RefSeq and is a predicted model, not a curated record.
UAUAAAGCUGCCGGCACGCCCGCGCUCCGCCGACUCUGCAGCGGUCCUGUUCUGUCCGGACUUCGCAAUGGCUCUGCGCACCGAGGGUCCGGACGAGCUGCUCGCCGCCUGCCUGUCGCCGUGCGGGCCGCCCAACCCGGCCGAGCUGUACAGCGAGGCGCGGCGCCUGGCGCUCGAGGAGCUGGUGGCGGGCGGCCCCUGUGCCUUCGAAGCCUUCCUGCGAAGAGAGCGCCUGGGCCGCUUCCUGAACCCGGACGAGGUGCGCGCCAUCCUGCGGGCGGCCCAGAGGCCCGGUCAGGAGGGCGCGGCGGCGGGGGCCGAGGACUCCUUCGGCUCGUCGCACGACUGCUCGUCCGGCACCUACUUCCCCGAGCAGUCGGACCUGGAGCCGCCGCUGCUGGAGCUCGGCUGGCCCGCCUUCUACCAGGGCGCCUACCGCGGCGCCACGCGCGUCGAGGCGCACUUCCAGCCCCGCGGCGCGGGCGCCGGCGGCCCCUACGGCUGCAAGGACGCGCUGCGCCAGCAGCUCCGCUCCGCGCGGGAGGUGAUUGCGGUGGUGAUGGAUGUUUUCACGGACAUCGACAUCUUCAGGGACCUACAGGAAAUAUGUCGGAAACAGGGAGUCGCUGUCUACAUCCUCCUGGACCAGGCUCUGCUCUCGCAGUUUUUGGAUAUGUGCAUGGACCUGAAAGUGCAUCCUGAAAAGGAGAAGCUGAUGACCGUCCGGACUAUUACCGGAAACACUUACUAUGCGAGGUCGGGGACUAAGAUAGUUGGGCAGGUUCACGAGAAGUUCACACUGAUUGAUGGCAUUCGCGUGGCUACAGGCUCCUAUAGUUUUACGUGGACAGAUGGCAAAUUAAAUAGCAGUAACUUGGUCAUUCUGUCUGGCCAAGUGGUUGAACACUUUGAUCUGGAGUUCCGAAUCCUGUAUGCACAGUCGAAGCCCAUCAGCUCCAAGCUGCUGUCUGACUUCCAGAUCAGCGGCAAGUUUGACCAUCUAGUGGACAGUAAACCCCUGUCUAAGGAGCUCACGUUGGGCGGCCUGCUGCGCCUGCGGCUGUCCCGGCUCUCGAGCACCCCCAAGAAGGCUGAGCUGGGGUGUGAGGCCCCCGCUGAGGGCAGGGCAGAGGCCAGGCACCAGAACUGCGAGUCCUCCACCGUCGGCGAUGAGGACGAUGUCAUCAGCUGCCAGGACAGACCACAGGGCGGGAGGAGGACGACCGAUGCGGCCACCCAGACGGAGCCAGGAGAGGAGGUUCCAGCAGUGAGCACGAGCGACGCGGGGACACAAGCCAGCGUCACCACGGCAUGUGCCGGGACCCAGACCGCGGUCACCACCAGGGUCGCGAGCUCCCAAGCUGCGGUUCGGUCCACGUCGGCCACCACCCAGACUGACGUGGACGAGAAUGUUCUCUUUUCUCAGGGCACCCAGCCUAAAGAAGGGUCACCAGUGUCCAGGAUGUCUGUGUCCAGAUCUCCCAGUUUGAGGUCUUCCUCCUCUCUGUCUUCGCAGGGCUCUGUGGCGAGCUCCCUGGGCUCCCAGACGUCCAGCAGAGCCCCUGACUUUGUCCCCGCUGGACACGCCAAGUACUGGGGCGCCCCCCACUUGGAUCUGUGCUUGCGAGACUCCUUCAGGAACUUGAAUCAAGAGCGCCAGUUUCACUUUGCUGGUAUCAGGUCCCGGCUCAACCACAUGCUGGCCAUGCUCUCCAGGAGAACAUUCCUUGCUGAGAACUACCUCGGUUUUCAUUCCGGAAACGUUGCCAGAGCAUCAGUGAAUCUCCUGGCUGUGAGAGACACCGCGCUGUAUCCCUCCUACCAGUGACUGCUCGGCGUUCAGCGCCUCCUGGUUCCAUCAGGCGCGCGGUGCUGAUCCACCGAGCACCCUGCUUUACAGUUUGUUCACCUGAUCUUUGGUCCCCCGCUCGUCUCUAAAUUCUAUAAACUGCACAUUAUUUUAUGUGCUUUUAUCCUGUUCUUGUCAUGUAUAAACCAGGUGUUGGUUUUAUGGUCGAAACACUAUGGGUACAAUUUCUUUGCACGACUUUAAUAUUGAUAUCUCUUAAAGAGAGUGUUUAGGGGUUCUCAGGUUCAUUCAGGUAAGAGAUAAAAUGGGUGCUGUGUUUUUUUAGAUUUGUGUGCUCUUCUGUUUUAGAGAUUUGAACACUAGGUCUUAUCAAAAUCCUGUUUAGAAAAAACUUUCUUAUUGUCUGUCUCUUCUUCAGGGUAUCUGUGUUCUUAGGAUUAAAUAAAUACAACCAACUUGU